This is a messenger RNA of Panicum virgatum (switchgrass), 1487 nucleotides long. RefSeq names its product disease resistance protein RPV1-like. The transcript is spliced from 5 exons. The coding region runs from base 27 to 1487 and encodes 486 amino acids. Gene Ontology annotation, molecular function: protein binding. The record is from RefSeq and is a predicted model, not a curated record. NCBI's taxonomy places the organism in Eukaryota, Viridiplantae, Streptophyta, Magnoliopsida, Poales, Poaceae.
UUGAGCUGUACCUACAGUAUGGUUGAAUGCUUGAUGUCAUGCUUCACCUACUGGCAAUCUUUCCAAAAGGUUACUUUAUACUUAAAGAUGAUCUAAUUUACCAAUGGAUCUCUUUGGAUUUCAUCAAGCCAACAAAAAUGCUCUCAACUAUACAACUCUGUGAAAAGUACAUUGCACGGCUGCUUGGACUUUCCUUCCUUCAAAAUUCAAUGUCACGAACAGUUGAUGGAGAGUAUUCUCAAUAUGAUUGGACAUUAUUCACCAUGCACGAUCUAGUGCAUGAUUUGGCAAUAUCACUCCUUAGCAAUGAAAUCCUGUUUCAGAGCAAACAAGGCAAUAUGAGGGGAAGCAGCUGUCAAUAUGCGAUGCUUACUGAUUGUAGCAAGCCACUAGAGUCAUUCACGAGUUCACCUGCCACGCUAAUAUCACUUUGUUUUCUAGACUACUGCGGAACCGAGCUAUCUAGUGCUGUAGUUGCACCUGCUAUGUCCCUGCGAGUAUUGGAUUUAACGAAGUGCUCCAUACAGAAGCUGCCAGAUUCCAUUGGCCAACUGAAGCAGUUCAGAUAUCUUAAAGCUCUUGGGAUCAAGGAUAAAAUGUUUCCAGAAUGCAUCACGAAGCUCUCGAAUUUGAUUUAUCUCAAUCUUCUCGGAUCUUCUAUUGUCGAAGUGCCAAAUUCAAUUGGAGAACAGGAAAGUCUGAUGUAUCUGGAUUUAUCAGGCUGUCAGCUACUAAAUGAAUUGCCAGUCACAUUCAGGAAUCGAGAAAAACUGGUGCAUCUGGAUUUGUCAAAAUGCCCAUUAAGGGGUCUGGGAAGACUCUUUCAUCUGGAUUUGUCAAAAUGCUGUAGUGUUCCCACCGUAUCAGAAUGGUUUGGCAGCCUGAGCCGAUUGGAGCAUUUGAACUUACAGCGCUGUUAUCUUGUUGGAAGAAAAUGGGACAACAUCAUAACUAAGCUACCAGAACUCUUGGUCAAUCUCACUAAACUCAGGUAUUUAAAUUUACAACGCUGCCUUGUUAGUUCUUGGUCUCAUACCAGCAGUACAACAAGUCUUUCCAGAGAACAUUUCAAAGGUGAGAACCUCAAGAAUCAGCUUUGGGCAUGUGCUAGAUCUAGUUCUGUUCAACAUUGGAAUGCUAACAUGGAGGCCAUGAAGGUUCUUGACUCUGAUGCUCAUGCUUGGCUUGAGAAAAUGCCACCAAACACUUGGGCUUCAAGUACUAUUGCUCCACACCAACCUCUAGGACCUCUGCCAGAUUGUUCUUACAUUGUAGCCAACCAACCUGUUCCACGGCCUGUUCCAGCUACCACUGCAUCCAAGACUAUCAAGGCAGCAGUGAACAAGCGAAAGGCUGCAGGAACCAAGCUGAAGGGUACAACAGGGAAGAAAGGAAAGAGCGCAGGGGAACAAGACCAAGACCGUAGGCAACACUACAAAGAAGAAGUAAUGAAGAAGCCACCUUUUGUGAAUGGCCGCUGCUGCUGA